UUGUCUCACUGUGUCGGGACCAACUCRCUGGGCCCUGCUGGGCCUUGGAGAUCAGGGGGGCCCUGCAAGAUGAAAAGAGUCCGCACAGUCUUCAAACCAGAGCAGCUGGAGCGGCUGGAGCAGGAGUUCCUCAAGCAGCAGUACAUGGUGGGCACAGAGAGAGUGGACCUGGCUGCAACCCUGCAUCUCACAGAGACUCAGGUGAAAGUCUGGUUCCAGAACCGGAGGAUCAAGUGGAGGAAGCAGAGCAUGGAGCAGAAGGCGGCGAAGCUGUCACAAUUCAGGGUGAUCCAACCUGCGAGUGCUGACUCCACGGACAGCAAGGACCAUGAGGAGGACACCGUGGACGUGGAGCUCUGAACAGCCAAGGACACUGGGCUGCUUUUUGAUGCCUGGGGACCUGUCUGUGCUGCUUUAGUCCAAGCAAGACUUUGUGCUCUGGAUCUGAGAGCUGGAGCUACAGAACUAAACUGCAGCCGGCUGGGAGGAACUCUCCGAAUUUCUUUGGCUGCUCUUUGGUAGCUGUGUGCUCUAAUUCCUGGGGCUCCAUCACCAGGCUGGCUGUACUGGAUGAUCUCCUGCUUGCUCUUGAAGCACCAGGACACACAAACAGUUUCCAGCAGAGAAGCUGGGGUGACAA
Messenger RNA from Malurus melanocephalus (red-backed fairy wren), 640 nucleotides. RefSeq names its product homeobox protein not2-like. Gene Ontology annotation, biological process: regulation of DNA-templated transcription; central nervous system development; neuron differentiation. The coding region runs from base 70 to 360 and encodes 96 amino acids. NCBI's taxonomy places the organism in Eukaryota, Metazoa, Chordata, Aves, Passeriformes, Maluridae. The record is from RefSeq and is a predicted model, not a curated record. Gene Ontology annotation, molecular function: DNA binding; DNA-binding transcription factor activity, RNA polymerase II-specific. The transcript is spliced from 2 exons.